Messenger RNA from Pistacia vera, 543 nucleotides. RefSeq lists its product as uncharacterized. NCBI's taxonomy places the organism in Eukaryota, Viridiplantae, Streptophyta, Magnoliopsida, Sapindales, Anacardiaceae. The transcript has a single exon. The record is from RefSeq and is a predicted model, not a curated record. The coding region runs from base 1 to 543 and encodes 180 amino acids.
AUGGUUUCAAAAGUUGCUUGUGCGGUGCUCCAACAAAACUUGCCUCUUAAAUUGAAAGAUCCUGCAAGUUUUAACAUAAACAUCACCAUGGGAGAUAAGAAAAUUGCGAAAGCUAUGCUAGACUUGGGUGCGAGUAUCAAUAUAAUGCCUUAUUCAAUAUACUUGCAACUAGGUUUGAGUGAGCUUAAGUCAAUAACUAUGACCCUUCAACUUGCGAAUAGAUCGGUCAAAUAUCCGAAGGGGAUGGUUGAGGAUUUGUUGGUGCAAGUUGACAAGCUGAUUGUUCCCGUCGACUUGGUGGUUUUGGAGAUGGAAGAAAUACCUUCGAAGAACAAGAAGCAUACAAUUUUUCUUGGUAGACCAUUCAUGGCAACAACCAAGACAAUUAUAGAUGUCCAUAAAGGGAAGUUAACCAUGACAGUCUGGCGAGAGACUAUUGAAUUUAAAGUGUUUGGUUCUCUACCUAUUCCUUAUACUUUUGCUUAUGAUGAGUGUUCUUUUAUUGAUUGUGUGGACUCACUUGUUUAUGACACUUAUUUGUAG